AUGGGAAUAGUGAAAGUACAUUCGGCUAAUCAACAUCAACGUUCAUCAUAUCGUCGAAGGGACCUUCGAAAAACCGCAUCGGUCAACGUCCUACGUAUUAACCAUAAUCCGUCUCGAAUAAUGCAUUCUGUCUCACCUACUAAUCGUAUAGAACAGGAAAUAAUAAAUGAUGCAUCUACUAAAGAAAUCAUUGUUUUAACACCUACAAGUGAUAGGCGUUUAGUAUGGUCUAAAGAGGCACGACUACGACCACCACCAGCACAACAUCCACUACUACCACUAGCACUACAGCAACAACGACGACUAGCAGCAACUACAACUACUAGUACAAGCACGACGACAACUACUACAACCAGCACUACAACAUCAGCAACAACUACGACUACCACAACUACUCCAAUGCCACCAUGUACACCAGUUUCUGUUGGCUCUUCCAGUAAUCUUUUAUCAGCAACAUCCGGUGGGUCUUCAUAUACGUGUUAUGCGUAUGCAUGGACACCACUUACUACUGGCACUGUUACUCUUACCUUUUCACUUCAACACAAUCCUGCUUAUUGGUUUUUGGAUGAUGUGUCGGUGUAUAAUGGAGGUACUGAAAUGCUGAGUAACGGAGGUUUUGAAUCAGGUUCAUUCUCACCCGGUUGGACCAAAGCCGCUCCGACUGGCUGUGGAUCAGGAACAACAGGAUAUAUUAGUUCAACAUACCAUCGCACUGGUAGCUAUGGUUAUGCAGAUGGUUGUAACAGUCACACUGAUCAACUCAGUCAAUCAUUUGUAGUUACAGCAGGACAAUCAUAUAUUAUCAGUUUUUGGCUAAAAUCUGGAGGAACUGGUUCUGGAGUAUCAAUUUCAGUUAACAUUUCUUAA
Adineta steineri is the source of this 867-nucleotide messenger RNA. The record is from the annotation of a GenBank genome assembly. NCBI's taxonomy places the organism in Eukaryota, Metazoa, Rotifera, Eurotatoria, Adinetida, Adinetidae.